Scophthalmus maximus (turbot) is the source of this 1936-nucleotide messenger RNA. RefSeq names its product arylsulfatase A (gene arsa). Gene Ontology annotation, molecular function: arylsulfatase activity. The record is from RefSeq and is a predicted model, not a curated record. Bases 51 to 1562 code for a protein of 503 amino acids. The transcript is spliced from 8 exons. Lineage: Eukaryota; Metazoa; Chordata; Actinopteri; Pleuronectiformes; Scophthalmidae.
UUCUCUCCGGUUCUUCUUCCGGUUCUUCUUCUUCUGCAGGAGGACGCAGGAUGGACAACACCUGCCUCUUCGUCUUCGCCUGUCUGUGUCUGUGUCUGCGCUGCUCCCGCGGGGCUCCGCCGCCGAACUUCGUGCUGCUUUUCGCGGAUGAUUUAGGUUUCGGGGACUUGGGCUGUUACGGACACCCCAGUUCUCUCACCCCAAACCUGGACCGCCUGGCUGCGGGCGGACUCCGCUUCACAGACUUCUACUGCACCAGCCCCGUCUGCAGCCCGUCCAGGGCAUCGUUGUUGACGGGGCGUUAUCAGACUCGCUCCGGCAUCUACCCAGGAGUGUUGUACCCUGGCUCUGUAGGUGGUCUUCCUCUCAAUGAGACCACCAUCGCUGAGGUGUUGAAACCUCUGGGCUACACCACUGCUGCCGUAGGAAAGUGGCAUCUGGGAUUUGGGGCAGAUGGCAUGUUUCUUCCAACCAAGCAGGGAUUUGAUCAGUACCUGGGGAUCCCCUUCUCCCAUGACAUGGGCCCCUGUUGGAACCUGACUUGUUUCCCUCCAGAUGUCAAGUGUUUCGGAUUGUGUGAUGUUGGCACUGUUAUGGUCCCGCUAAUGCAAAAUGAGGUCAUCAAGCAGCAGCCAGUCAACUUCCUGGACCUGGAAAACGCUUACAGUGACUUUGCGACCAAUUUCAUAACCACAUCAGCCAAGAAAAAACAACCGUUCUUCCUCUACUAUCCCUCCCAUCACACCCACUACCCCCAGUAUGCAGGUCCAGGGGCAGCAGGAAAGUCUUUGAGGGGCCCAUUCGGAGAUGCUCUGUUGGAGUUUGACAACACUAUAGGAAACUUACUGACGACCCUGGAAGACACAGGCGUGAUCAACAACACACUAGUCUUCUUCACUUCAGACAAUGGACCUGAACUGAUGCGUAUGUCCCGUGGUGGUAGUGCUGGCCAUCUGAAAUGUGGGAAAGGCACCACGUAUGAUGGGGGCAUGAGAGAGCCAGCCAUUGCUUACUGGCCAGGGACCAUCAGACCAGGUGUAACUCAUGAGUUAGCCAGCACUCUCGAUAUCCUACCCACCAUCUCAAGCCUGGCAGGAGCCAAACUGCCCAAGGUGAUGCUGGAUGGGGUCGAUAUGACAGAAAUCCUUGUCCGCCAAGGAAAGAGUAAAAGGGAGACGAUGAUGUUCUACCCCACAGAUCCCAGUGAAAUGUACGGUCUGUUUGCUCUCAGGUUGGGAAAGUACAAGGCCCACUUCUAUACACGAGGUGCCACACACAGCGGUACUACCCCGGACCAUGACUGCCCAGUAUUCGCAGUUCUCAAAGCCCACGACCCCCCUCUGCUUUUCGACCUGGAGGCUGACCCCUCUGAGAACUACCCUAUCCCUCUGAUGGGAAGACCCGACCUCCAAGCCCUGCUGCAGAGGAUCAAGAAAGUCAAGGAGCAGUUCGAAGCCUCCAUGGUGUUCGGCGAGAGCCAGAUAUCAAAAGGAAUCAACCCCAACCUGGAGCCAUGCUGCAAUCCUCAGUGUUCCCCCAAGCCCAGCUGCUGCCGGUGUUGACGGGACAGAUGUGUGGGGGAGGCUGAACGUACUCCACUGCUUUUAUCCUAAAAUUGCAAAUUGAAAGUCUAGCUUUCGGUACAUUGAUACUGAAAAGUAAUUCGCAAACAAUCUUUUUCCUCAGUGAGGAGAUUCAUUUUUAAAAUGUAAAUAUUGAUUAUAUUUAAAACUAAUGUUUAACAAUGUCCUGUAUGUUUCCUGACUUCAAUACGUGAUUUAUUAUUUGAUUUAUUAUGUAAUUUCCUAUUCAACAUUCUCUAUUAUUGUAAGAUUUGCAUGUGGAAAUGUUUUUCAGCCCAUUUCAAACAUCCACUCUCUAUUGUUCAAAGAGUGGAUGUGAACAAUAAAGACGACAAGAAAGCUUUGGACAUCAA